GUAACGUUACUCGACGUUCCGAUGUAUCCAACAUCAUUAUCAAGAAUACAUCGAAACGUCGAAUAACGUUACUCCUUCUAUUUCACGCUAAACGCUUUACUGUCUAAAGAUUAUUAAAGAAACACUGGAAACAUAACGUUUUUAGCUAUAAGGUGACAAAAUCACCAAGGAUAAGGAAGCGAAGAGAAGAAACAGUUCUUAGAUUGCUGACAAAACGCUUUGCCUUUCUCAAAGAGAAAAUUUGAAGUAAAAUGCACUCCCGGAAAACCCUGAGAGGCCUUCUUAAAGCAUCCUAUAUUAAAGUUACCGAGCAAGCUCAUUUUAAAUUUGAUCAUUACGCAGUGGGGCCUGUAUUACUGAGACAAAUUACCGUGAUUGACUCAUUGAAUGACAGACACGUUACUGAUCGCUAGUCCCGGUGUCUUCAAGAACCGGUGGACAAAAGUCGACCAAAGUUAUAUUUCGGAAAAUGAUUGACCAUUUAAAGAUUUUAUGCGGCCAGCGUUCAUUUUCAGAAACCUGACAUGUCCGUGAGAGAGACCUGUUAUAAAGAACAUAUUUCGAUUUCAAACAAAUUGAGCCUUGGUUGACAUAACUUUCAAAUACCUGCGUCAUCAUCGCACAUCUACAAGUUUGCAAAGUGGUUGACGUAAACCGACUCUUCUAAUCUCAAUGGUCAAUUCACUUUCAGCAAUACGAUUUUUCUUUCAUCUCAGAAGGUACUUCUGUUUGAGCCUAUUGCCAUGCAAAUAAAAUGGCUCUAUAGUCCUCGCCGAAGUGACCCAACAUUAGAAAAAGCUGAAAAAACUUGCUUAUUAUUUGCCUGCAAUUACUUUUCAUUUCUAAACACACCCUAAGUAGCUCUGACAUUACAGUCGCCAUCUUAAAAGGCGUAAACACCUUUUGAAAUGAUAGGGAGCCUCACAUAUGGACGACCCACUUUCCUCUCUGUAUUGUGAUAGCUAAUAUAUUAAUUGGGAUGCAUGGCCUAAAAUCGAUUUUUUUAUAUGAAAGUAAUUAUACACUAUAAGGCCGGUAUAUGUUUUGUACUACACUGGCAAUUCUCUGCGAAUAUCAGGCCAGUUUUGUCGAGUCAUGCGUGUCUUGGUCUAGCAUGCAUACGGCUUAGACAUAGCAAUAUUUCAUUGAUAUAUAUGGCGUCUGCCGUUGAAAUGGCCUCAGUUGACUGAGAUAUACUCACUUUGAAUCCAGAUUAAGUUGUCUUUUUGUGGUUGUAGAAUUACUUUAUGUAAGGAGAUUUUAAAAGUAGACUAUGUUGUCCUGUUUCUUGGAGUACCUUUUACGGAGCGAACAUAACGUAGGGGCUUGUGUUUUUACUCCAUCGCUAGUUUGUCCACAAACCCUCUAUUUUGUCUAGCGUUCGUCCAGAUCGCAAGCAAGAUAUUAACCGCGGGAGCCGGGGGAUAAGAACGAGCCAAAACCCAAGGGGAAGGAUAAAUAUAAACGCUUGCAGAAGGAAAAAAGCAAACAACAACAACAACAACAAAUAACCAAGAAACAAACGUUUGUGGACACACUACCCCGUCGCCUGCCAAACGAUCUAUAGUAAAAGGACUACUGCUGUGUUAGAUCUGGGAGUAAAUGGAUAAUCAUGAAUAGACAAAUCUCGAGGAUUGCCAGGUGCCAAAUUGUCCGUCUGAGGAAUUUUAAAGUGAAUCAUUUAUUUCCAAAUUGGAAGUAGUUGUGCCACCUGUUAAUAUUGAAUGCGAACUGUCAAAAUGACUUGUUAAUUUGGACGCUAUCCAAUUUUAAAGCUGUUGUGGCAAGUUUUCAAAAUUUUAAAAACGGGUAAUCGUCCGCUCGCUUGUUUGGGCUGUUGGGUUGCAUCGAUAAAAGAUAAUUGCUUGAAAUGGUUUCCAAAGACCUCUAAAGGGAGUGUGAAGAGCUAGAGAAUUAGAUGAGGCUGCUAAAUUUGGGACCGGUGACUGGACUUUUUACAUGGAUGCUUUUAGGUGGAAGGAUGAAAAUUUCAUACAUAAAAUUUUAGGAAAUAGACUAUUUAUAUGGAAAGUGGUCUCAAAAAUUGGCAACUUUGUUUUGGCGCUUUUAAUACUGACGAUCGACUUUGUCACGUGUCAGUUUCGGCAAAGGAUCCAUCGCACCAAUCAAAACUUGGCAACAGUGUAACUGGUUUCAAGUGAAUAAACCUGCUGAAGGAAAAAUUCUGUCGUAUCUGACUUUGGGACAAAAUGCAAUUUCGAAGUUUUUACUGUAAUAAGUCAGUCCAAGUUUUGAAUUGUUUUUGAAUUGUAAAGGAAAUCUUACUUCAAACUGUAACAAUCAGAACUAUUGCGUUGGAGUUUGAAAAGUAAGAAAUUUCCUCUACAGUGGUGGAUCCAGAGGUGCAAAAGUAAAUGGAUGCCAUAGAGAUUGAUAGGGGAAAAAGGGUGACCCUGUAUGACGAACGGUUCUUGCUCCAUUAGGAUGUCACGUGGCCAAAAAGGGAGAGCCGAACUCCUUUCAGUAAAUCAACCCUGAUUUCGGCUAGCUCUUAGUUACUUAUGCUUGUACUGCAGAUGUAAGCGACAAAAAAGUGAUAAUUCAGACUCUAUGGUAGCCUCCCACGCAAACGCUCUUUGGGGUCGUCUCGAGGAAGGGAGGUAGGAAGAUUGCGUGACGUGACCAUAUAGCGUCUACGUGGGAGGCUACACUCUAUACUUGAACUAUGAAAAACAAAUGAAGCCGAACUUAUAGUUCUCGGUCAUUAUCGACUCCUUGCGUUAUGACUUCACAUCCGAUGGAGGGAUACGGCCAGUGAGCAUAUACAACAGUUCUAAGAGCGUGCUUUUUCGCCUAUGUCACGUCUGUAUUGUUGGCUCAAAAUGCGUCACGUACUGACAUGAUGCGAAGGAAUCAUGCAAGAACUCAGUACAUCUGUAGCCUGCAGCACAACAGGCGGAUUAGUGGGACAGAGAACAAAACGCGAUGCACGAACGCGGAGCGCGACCACGAGCGCGAAGCGCGAGACGAAAAACGCUAAUCCGCCUGUUCUGCAGGCUAGUCAAUCUGAAACAUUCGGACUGAUCUCUGCAACGGUUUAGUUGAGCUAAAAGAAAGGAUUCUGUAAAUGCCUUUUUUCUUUUCAUGUUCCUCAGCUUUUUUUGUUUUUUUUAUAGUUUCUAGUAAAUUGCUCAUUUUUGUAAACGAGAGUAAUGUUCUCCCUCGCGCUUUCCCGCUCAGUUCUUCCCGUUUUCUUUUUCUUUUUUUCUCUUUUUUUUCGUGCUAAGAACUCCUCGUCUGGCGACGCGUGAGAAUUAGAGUUUAGCGAUCGCUUGAUAACGUUUCUCAUCGAACGGUUUUUGUUUGUCAUCGCGAAUAACUGUUACCAAGGCAAAUUGGAUGAUUUGUCAGUGGGUCGCUCAAUUGGUCAUAUUCAAAAUAUCCCCAGGGCGUCUGUGUGACUCACAGCGUGCUUUAUUGGAGGCGAGAUCAAUUGACCUCUGAUGUCAUGUGUUCAAUUUGUUCGCGAAAACAAUCCAUUUACAACUCGCUUUGUUCGCUGAAAACUGCUUCAGGUGAUCUUUGUCUGAAACUGAUCUGCCGUAAACUUGAACUUCCAGUGAGAAAGGAAACUGGCGACGAAAUCACAAGCUUCUGUAAGCUCUUAACAAACAUACAAUUAUUUUAAUGAUGAUGAUUUCACUUUCCGCCUGUUUGUUUACUUUACAUUAUUUAGCGAUCUCGUGUUCCAAUUGGCAUCCAUGCUACAGGACCCUUGCUAAUCGUUGUUUUAUUUACAACUCGGUAGAACCAAUUGCGAUGCAUGUUCUUUGUGGUAAUUGCUUUUUGUUUUCAGUGGCCCAUGGAAUGCAAAUUUGCAAAGGUUACAAGAUUUAUUAUCCGCGAGAAAAGACGAGCACACCGCGUUUGAAAAUUACUUAAUCCACCUCUGCAAAAAUUGUGAUCGAUAAAGAUUUGACUAGAACUAACGAGUGUCGUUGAGUCGAACUUACCCAAGGAGCUGGAAGCCAUCAAAAAACUUCUGUAACCUACACCGGAUGUGAAUUUGCCUUGCAGCGAUGGCCUCACCGAAGUAUAUUUUGACAUGAUUGAAGUUGUCAGUCAUAAAAUCGAUAAUAAUUAUUCGUCCGGCUUUAUGUGGAAAUACACUGCAAAGAAAAUGCGUGAACGUAGAAUUACUUGUUGCUCGGGCGAUGAUAUGUUUACGUUUAAAUAAUGCAGGAGUAAAUGAAAUUGACAAGACUGUUACAGCGGAAGCUGGAACUGUGGUUAAGUGCUGCCUUUGAGAAGUCUGAAGGAAGAGGAACUGGAUGAAUAAAUGAUAAACUCUCGAUGAAAACCGAGGCAAUGUCAUCGCCGCAAGCAGACGCUGAAAAUAUAAACAUGGCGCUGCCCGAGCUCCCGAAACGAUGGAAAUCGCGACUCCAGAGGUUUCAAAGUUCUUUGAGGCGUUCAGUGCGGUUAAAAAGGAGAAAUUCACCGCAAUCAGCCUCCUGUGUUGACGGAGAGCAUUGUGGUGUUCUCGAAAACGAUCACGAAAAUCUUGCGAAUCGAUCCGACAAGCACGUGAGGAGAGAAAAACACAACGGCGCGCCAACCAAACAGCUAAAUGGCAAGAAAACAACUUCACACUCGCAUUACGUGAAUGGAAAAACAUCACUUGACAGCUAUGGUUUUGAUAAGCGGAAAUCUGAGCAAAGCAAAACAAACGGCAAUAACAAUCAGAGCGAAAAAAAUGCCGCGGAGUCGACUUCGAGGCCUGCACACGUCAGUGAGUUGGCAGUUUACAGUCAAGUUGGAUCAGCCCGGCAGAAAAAAUCACACAAAUCUAAACGACACAGAGCUAACACAAACACGGAAAGGACAUCACUCUCGAAGUCUAAGAGCUUGAGUAUACUGACGAAUUUAUUCAAGCGUUCCAGCAAUUCAAAGGACAAAAAUAACCGUGGGAAAAAUUCGUCAUUUGCGGAUGCGAAAGAUUUUUCAACAGCUACUAACAGUGCUGAUUUUGAUGGUUUGGUAACAGAUACUGUUGUCAGCUCCUCGUCGAUUGAUUCGUUUGGUGAUAACGAUUCUCGCUUCAGUGGUAGCAAGUAUUACUCCUUGAAACGGUCAAAAAAAUCCUUGAUUUUUCCGAAAAAUUACCUCGCGAGAUCGUUUUCCUUGGACAAUUCACUGGAUCCUUGCAACGACUCUCUGAUGGAAAAAUCUAGAACACUGGCAGCGAUUCCACCGAGCAUCCGGGUAGAAGAAUACCGCGAAAAUCGCGGGUGUUUCGAGAGGUCACUUACGGUAGAAUUUAAUCCAGGGUCCUCUGGCUCGGUAACAAUCGAUACGGGACCCGAAUAUUAUCAAAAAUUGACAGGAUGUUCGGCUUCACGCACAGCACAAGUGCUUGACUCGUACACGCGUUCAAGUGGUGCUCGAAAAAAUGGUGUUGAACCCGCAACAACGCCAAAUAUCACCGACGUUGCCGAAAAGAGUUCUGACGCAUGGAAGAGACGGUCGGCUCCACCUAUUUUGUCAUUUUCUACUGAUAAAAGCUCAUCAAAUAUUGGAUCGCCAAUAUUCCAUGAAUUGAAAACGGAUAUUGUAAAAGUUGAGAGCAGGAGUCAAUUGGAAGGUAACAGCGAUGAGGAUCAGUUCAACUUUUCAGAGAAGGGAAAUUCGUCUUCAGAAACCGUCGAAUGCACUGACAUUUUAAAAUCAGAUAUGGGGAACAACCUGUCCUAUGGAACGCAAAACCCGCGAAAAUUCAAUUCGAAAGAUGUUAAGUUCAAAUCAGUCAUCCUUCGAUCGAUCAAGAGAAAUGGUAAAACUUUCCACGUCAAGUCGUAUGAUGGCGAAGAGGACCCGAUCAUUGAGCAGACAGACUAUCUGGAAAGUUUUGAACGAGAACUUGAAAAUGGGCGAUUAAAUUAUCUCGCCAAAGACGUCAGCCCGGUUAAUGAGCUUACAAAAGACAACUCUAAUUCAUUGUACGAGGGAAGUGAAGCGCUUGGAAUUAGUGAACAUAUGAUUGAUGCCCUUCAAGGAAAUAAUUAUACGCAAAAUUUUUCCGAUCUUAAAUCAACAGCUGACUGGAACAGUAGUGGAAAUCAAAGCAAAGAAAACCGAUCUAACGAAGGAAAAUGUACUUGUGAAAACACAGAACGUUUACCGAAUGAAAAUGUAAACAAAGAAGAAAAAGUUUGCGAAGAAAAGUGUUGUUCUUCGACCUUUGGACAAACAGGGCACAACGACUCAUCGAAACAAGGAGAUUGUUUAUCUUGUAAGGAAACAAGAAACAAGUUGACAGAUACUGAGUUGAGGCGAUGUUCGCCCGUAUUUCCUGAUCCGUCGUCACGAGAAGUAAAUCCCGGUGUAUUGAGCGAACAAAAGUUGCGUGAUCAUAUCUCAGCGCAGUUAAUCACCUGCGGCUUAGGCGAGAUUUGCAAUAGCGGUCAGGGAUUGGCUAGAAACCUCAAAGUGAAUAGUUUACCUUGCUCGCCCAGAGAAAGUGCAUUGCCUGUUGAAACAAUGCAUAGCAGUUUCCCAGACAUUAGAAAAUUGCAUUCUCAACAUUUGUCACCAAAACUCUCAGAAAGCAGUGAUAGUUUUUCAUCCAGUAGUUUACAUGUGGAACACAGCUUUGAAAACAAUGCAAGUAUUGACAGAGGUGGAAAGAUAAACAAUCCAAUGCUUUCCAAUGGCCUUUCAAAUUGUUCCAAACAUGGAGGUAUCAUUAAGUCUAACUUGAGUCCAGCAUCUCCCGAGGAAAGGCAGCGUUCAUGUAGUGCAAUAAUACCAUCUAAGUCACCAUUACAUCGGGUAUUACAGACAGAGAACCGUUCUGCAUCUUGCUCACAAUUGGAUAAGGAUGGCGAUGACAGUUCAACAUGCACCAGCCCACCUUAUGUCAGACCACGCAUUCAGAGUCUUGAGGAGCUGCCGCCAUGCACAGCAGCGGUCAUCCUCAGAAAGAAGAAAAGCAUAAUUAGGAAAACUAGAAUGAAGCAUACUGCUUCUCUAUCUUUUGUCGACAAUGAGUUUAAUGGUAUGAUUGACAAGAGCAAGCGUCAUUCAUAUGGUGGUUAUAGUGACAGAACUUUCCUUGAGCUUCCACAUCUAUUGCAUAGAUCCCACAGUGCCGAAAGCCAGUUAGACAGUUGCAACAGUUCACUGCAAUCUCUCAACUCCUCGUCAUCAUUCACAGAAAAUGAGCUUGGAAGCACUUUCUCUAUCAUGUCAGAACUUUCCAUCCCUGGUGUCUUGGAUAAGAGCUUGGGCCGUUCACGCAGUGUGCCUGGGCUUUUCGGUAUCGCUGAUAUCCGCCAGGCCUCACCCAUCCCAGAAGAACGUGCUUCAGUCUCAGAAAUGGAGUGGCCUAGCAAAUCAGCAGAGAACAGUGAUGACGAUGAUGACGAUGAUGUGGACGGUGAGAUGGAUGUACCAGAAGCCUUUGCAGAAGCGCUGUGGGAUCACGUGACCAUGGACCCGGAGGAGCUGAGUUUCCAAGCGGGUGACAUCAUCACUGUGCUGACCAUGACGUCAUGUGAUUGGUGGUUCGGUCAAGUCGGGGAUCAGGUCGGCUGGUUUCCUGCGCCGUUUGUUCGGGUUCGUGUGUCACAGACGUUGGCCGCUGACGAAACGAAACUUGCUCCUCCUGUGCGGACAAGAAAAGGAACUAAUGAGGGGUUCCUGUCUGACGACGUCAUCAGAUCACGGGUUGUGCUAGAGAUCCUCAGCACCGAGAGAGAUUACGUCAAGAACCUGGAAGAUGUGGUCGAGGGUUAUCUGAAACAAGCGCGCAAAAGAACAGACAUGUUUUCCGAGGAGCAGAUUACGAAGAUAUUCUCUAACAUCGAGCAGAUUUAUCUGUUUCACCAGGAAAUCUUGAGGCAGCUCGAGGAGUGUUUUGUGGAGGAUGACCCAUACGCAUCUGAAAUUGGCGCUGUGUUUCUUAAUAACAAACAAGGCUUCGACAUUUACUCUGAGUAUUGUAACAACCAUCCGCAUGCAAUGGCUGAGCUUAAAACCCUGUGUGCAAGUAACAAGUACAAGCAGUUUUUUGAGGCGUGCCGUCUUCUUCGAGACAUGAUAAGCAUAUCGUUGGAUGGAUUCUUGCUGACACCGGUGCAGAAGAUCUGUAAAUAUCCCUUGCAGUUGGCGGAGCUGAAGAAGCACACGAGCCCUGCUCACAAAGAUUUCCAGACGGUCAAGCAAGCACUAGAAACCAUGAAAGACGUGGCUUCGUUAAUUAACGAACGCAAACGAAAAGUUGAAAGCAUCAACAAGAUCGCCAAGUGGCAAAGUACGAUCGAGGGGUGGGAGGGAGAGGACGUGUUAGAGAGAAGCUCGGAGCUGAUUCACUCAGGAGAUGUGAUCAAGACGUCAAAUGGAAGCUCGCAAGAUCGCGUCAUGUUUUUGUUCGAUCAUCAACUUGUGUAUUGUAAAAAGGACAUCUUAAAGAAGAACGGCCUGACAUACAAAGGUAGAAUAGACAUGGAUGAUUGCACAGUGAUUUGGCUUAGAGACGGAGAAGAAACCCUCGAUAGAUCACCUCUUAACAACGCGUGGAAAAUCUACAACUUCAAGAAAGAGAAGUGGUACAUAUUCUUCACCAAGAAAGCGGCUCACAAAGAAAGGUGGAUGAAGGCGUUUAAAGACGAGAGGCGGAGAGUCAAAGAAGAUGCAAAAACAGGUCUCAUUAUAUCACAAAACACAAGAAAAGCCGCCAUGCGAGCAGCAAAAGCAUCCGUCAAACACAAGAAAGUCAAUGGAAAGAAAGAGAGGCCAUUCCAGAAAACUCAGUCUACCACAGAAAUCAAGGCACCUCCUUCUCCCACAUUACAGCUGCCAGAGCCAGUAUCAAGUGCGGACCUUAGGGAACAAGAUGAUGAAGACAAAGAGUUCGGAAGAUCGUCUGUCAUUAGAAGAAGCUUUGGUUUACGAGGCUCAAAAAAGGGCAGUAAAGAAAAACGCAUCAGCUCGGUCUUUUAACAGAGAUGGAUCCUCGGUCUCGUCCCAGACGUUUCUCCUUCGAUAUUUCUGAGAUAGCCUGGGGAAAACAUCACCACGACAUAAGUUCAAACCCAACCCAGUCCGAAAAGGCUUGGAGGCGAGACUGCAAUCAGCUUUUCCAGUCAUGAUCAGAGCGCGCGAUGUUGCUAAGCAACAAGCCGUCAACUGGUGGCGACAAGUGAUUGUUAUUACAAUUUGCGUCUUGCCUGGGCUAAGUUAUGACGUGACUCAGCAAGGCUUUGACAAAAUGCGUCGACUCGCGUAUUUAUGAAGAGGGUUUAAGGGGAAGAUCAGAGCCAGAAACUCAGCUUGUUUCCGUGACACCCAUCUUACUCCGCUUGAUUCAACUCGCCAAAGGGGAACUUUUGGGACACCCAUUUUCUCGUCAGUAAACGUUCGGGAACCACAACCUGCUUCGUGAUGCGAUUCAGAAGAUUAACACACUCAAACAUUAAACCCAAGAACUCAGAGGGGAUUUCUAACAAAUGACCUCCACUAUAUAAAAUUCAAACAGUUGAAAUUCUUUUUAAUAGCAGUUUUAUACACUAAAGUAAGUUUGAGUUUACAUUACAGCACUAGAAUGUAACAGAAAAAAAAUCAUAUUGUGACUUGUGCUAGCGGCUCAAAAUGGAAAUACUAUUUAACUCGUGCGAAAAGAAAAAUAUUUUUUUCCUUAUAUGCCAAGAUUCACGGCUACAAGUUAGCCGGACAAAAUAUAGACAAGUCGGUAGGUGCUCGUUAUUUUUGGUUGCUUUUGUUAGUUUUCCUGUAAAUGUUUCACCGAGAAACCAGUGACAUUCUUUAUUUGAAAAUAGAUAUACUCUUCGUCUGCAACAAUAAUUUAUCAUUUCAUUCUGUAAUCAACAGAAUUAGUUUAUAGCGAGACCUGACUUGAAACAAAAUUAGACUUAUAAAAUGACGUAAUGGUGAAACUGGUUUUCAUCGCGUCACAUAAACAAGAGUGAGACUUGUGUCUGUUCUAGGGUUUAUCAUUAUUUGCUCCUCGUAUUAGGAUAUUUUUCGCUUUAAUAUUGUAGUGACAUUGAUGUUAGCUUGAAAUUUUUAUAUUUUAUGGCGAAUUGAUGAACGAAGGCUCUUUUGAUAUAACGCAGCCGAAUGUAACCACCCUCUCGUUCUUGAAAGAAUAGGACGAGGUUCUAGAGACUGAAAAUGAAGUCGUGCAACACGUUUUAGAAUUUAAAUGCCGUAACUGAAAUAGAUUUGAGAUACAGUUGACGGUUCAGUUGUUACUAAAGAAAAUUGUGAUGCCUAAUUAUACAGGAAUAUGAAUGUUCUUUGCGAGAAAAUGCGUAAAGAAAUGAGUUCGUGUUUAAAAUUAGAGAGACAUUUUGAAGAUAUUUUAAAUGGUGUACUGUUCAUUCUGAACGGGUUUGUACAGGAUGUGUUUAUUAAGGACGUAUUAAAUUUAUAUCAAAGGUC
This is a messenger RNA of Orbicella faveolata, 10425 nucleotides long. RefSeq lists its product as uncharacterized. Gene Ontology annotation, biological process: intracellular signal transduction. The record is from RefSeq and is a predicted model, not a curated record. Gene Ontology annotation, molecular function: guanyl-nucleotide exchange factor activity; protein binding. NCBI's taxonomy places the organism in Eukaryota, Metazoa, Cnidaria, Anthozoa, Scleractinia, Merulinidae.